This is a messenger RNA of Lactuca saligna, 1074 nucleotides long. The record is from the annotation of a GenBank genome assembly. NCBI's taxonomy places the organism in Eukaryota, Viridiplantae, Streptophyta, Magnoliopsida, Asterales, Asteraceae.
AUGUGGAAGUUGAAACACAAUCUAUCCAUGAAGAAAUUGAUGAAGAUCUUAAUGAUGAUGUGGAGUUUUUUGAAAGAGAUAGGUUUCACCGGGAUCAGUGAUGAUAUCCCUACAAACAUCAAACUCGAUCUUGACGAUGACGAGUUUGGUCCAUUUCCGGGGUUUGACAGCGACUGUUUUAAAAAGGUCAAUGAAGUUGCUUCUUCAGCAACCAAGACUGGGGAAGACAGUAAUGUUCUCAAGAUUUUUCUCUCCUCUUCCAAGCCUUUGGAGAUUUCUUCAGGCCAAAGAGAUGUGAUUUUAGAGAUUCCUCUCUCUGUUUCAACUGUCUCUACUUCUGCUCUACUUGUUGUUGAAUUAUCUCAGCCCCAAACCUCCCAGUCUUCUUUGGAAAGAAGCCAAUCAAAUACGAGUCUGGAGGUGCCCAUUGUCAGCCAUGCACCUCAGGUCAUAUCCACUAUUAUCACUACUGUUGUUUUCACUCCACCAAUACAAUCAGAUGAAGGCCCUAGCACAAUGUUUGAGACAGGUGGUUCAUCCUCUAUUCCAGAGUAUUCUCCUACAAGACCCUCACUGGAUGAAGCCUCAAUCAGAUUGGCUAAGCACCUUGCUCAACACAGUCCAACCUCUUCCUCGCGUGGCAAAUGUAUAUAUUUUAGAGACGGGCAUUCAGGUGAUGACAAGUCUACUAUGUCACAACUUCGAGAAGAAAUUGGUGUUCUCAGGAAAGAACUUAUUGAAAAGAACAUUCAACUGGAACAAAUCGCUUCUCACGUAGAAGAGAUUAAAGAAAGGGAUGAAGAGAAGUCAAAACAGAUUAAGGAUCUGCAGAUGAAUCUUAGCUCUAUGACUGCUUUCUACUUCAAUUUGAAGAACGUUAUGUAUUAUGCUUUUAGGGAUAAAGUUAAAGCGUUAUUUCAGCAGCCGCACAGAAUUGAGGAUCCUCCUAUGGCCCCCACACAAUCUACUUCUAGCGACCUUCCAGUUGAUCCACCUCCUCCUAGAACAACUACAGUUGUCAAUAGAUUUGAGAAAGAACCUGAAGGAAGCAGAGCCCGCAUCACAAUCAAAUAG